AUGGACAUAGAUUUCGUGUUUUGGAACCUGGUUGGGCCGGUUCUGCGGUUUCCUAUCUGCUUAGCAGUGAUUAUAAGCACAUUCACAAAUCUGGAUCUCGAGAAGACAUACUUACCCCUGGUGGGAUUCUCAACAGUCUUGAGUUUUGGUGUAUGGUUGAACGGACGGUUUAAGACUCGAGGGAACUGGGUGCCACUCGAUCAGAUGAAAAAUGCUACUUGCGUGGUAACAGGUGGGAGUAGUGGUUUGGGUUUGGCAUUGGUCAAAACAUUGUUGUCCAGAUUCAAGAAUGCAAAGGUGGUCAUCGUCGAUAUCAAUACUCCGCAAAUCGCGGAUCCACGACUGACGUUUUAUAAUUGCGACCUGAACAACCGUCUGGGAGUGGAACGAACACUCUCUUUGAUAAAAAAAAGCCACACCAAGGUUGACGUGCUUAUCAACAAUGCCGGUGUCAGAUCCAAAUAUAAGACCUAUCAGACUUUGCAAAGAGAAGAGGUCGACCAGGUUUUCCAGAUUAACGUAUUUGCACCCAUGCGAUUCAUUCAAGAACUCAUCCCGAAGGACCCUGCAAAAUGCCAGUUUUAUUGCGUUACGGUUGCCAGUGCCUUGGGGGUCUGUCCUCCUGCUCAUGCGUCGUGUUACGGGGCUUCUAAAGCCGCCUCAAUUGCUUUCCACGAGGCGUGGACUCAAGAACUUCGACCUGGAGACAAAAUAAGAACCUUGCUAGUAACCCCCGGCCAACUCUCCACUAAAAUGUUUGGCGGUUUUGUGCCUCCGCAACAGUUUUUUGCACCUCUCGUCCAGCCGGACGAGCUGGCUCGGGUCAUAGUGGAGAACUGUAGAAUCGGAGCGCGUGGUGAAAUCAGCGCUCCACUAUAUGCUAACUUUAUGGGACUGAUGAGAGUAUUUCCCUAUAUUUUGAAUCACUAUGCUCGCAGAUUAUCAGGAAUUGACAGCAGCCUGCCUAGCGCGGAACCGCACUAA
Messenger RNA from Lachancea meyersii CBS 8951, 984 nucleotides. NCBI's taxonomy places the organism in Eukaryota, Fungi, Ascomycota, Saccharomycetes, Saccharomycetales, Saccharomycetaceae. The record is from the annotation of a GenBank genome assembly.